Cajanus cajan (pigeon pea) is the source of this 2047-nucleotide messenger RNA. Lineage: Eukaryota; Viridiplantae; Streptophyta; Magnoliopsida; Fabales; Fabaceae. The record is from RefSeq and is a predicted model, not a curated record.
AUAAUUUUACCGACUUUCUAUUACCGUUUAAUUCAAAAAGUAAUUAAUAAUUGGUAUAAUGAUGAAUCAUGAUUGACUUGCACAGUCUUUGUUAUGUAAUACGAUACAGUGGAAGUGUCGUUUUUAAGCAGACUUUUAGUUUCACAAGUUCACACAGAGAGUAAUAGAAAUUGUGGGGUUUGAGAGUGAGAGAAGAGGAGAGUGCCCACUGGCACUGGGCAAUAAGCAGAUGAAGACGUUUGAACGCGUUUUCUCUCUGCCCUCGUUGACUUGACAGGUCAUGCUCAAGUGUGAACCUAACCGCUUUCAACGACCUCACAAUUCCUCUACCUUGUCUUAUUUGUUGAAAAAUCAUCGUUAGAAUGGAAAAAAAUAAUAUAAACAAUGUGAUAGACAGUAAAGAAAAAAAUAUAUAAAAAAGUUUAUGUAUAUUUGUUUUUUGUAUUCUUUAAAGUUUCAACAUCAUUUGGGUGCUCCUUUUUCUAGUAUUUCAACCUCAAAGGGCCAUUGCAUUUCCAAACUCUUGUGGACUCUAGAGCCUCCCGUUGUGAUAAUUUUUUAAUAUUGGUUACUAUGCACACAUUCUGGUUUGCGUCUGAUACACGGUUUAACAUAGUUCCUAGACCAAGAGAAGAUUGAGGAUGGAGAAGGGCAUGGGAAGUUAAUAAUGAAGUCAAGUCUUUGUGGCUGUUUGAAAAGGCAUAAGAACUGGUCUCACUUCCCUGAGGCUGAGGGCCAGAUAUGUAUGUAUAUCUUGGUUUCCCACUCCCUCUUCCAUCUUCCAUGGAACCUUUUUCAAGCCUAGUCAUUUUCUAAUUCAACUGCCGUUUCAACUACUUCAUGUUGGGAGGAGUAUAAAAAUGAGUAAGACAAACUUGAGCUUACUUUUUAGAGUUUAGAGAAUCAAAUCCUAGUUGAAGUUUUAGCUCAUACAAAUUGAGGAAGGAUGAGUGGAGUUUAUGAAUUUGUGUUACUGCUUUUGUUUUGUCACCUUACGCCACUUCUCUUGGCGGAUGGAUACCAACCAAAGUGUCCACCUUCGUUUGAUUGUGGAUAUCUUGGCAAUAUCAGUUUCCCUUUUACUAUAACAGAACGCAAGGACUGUGGCUUAUUGCCCAUACGCAAUUGUCAUUCUCCAGCUCUCAAAAUGAUCCAAUUACAGAAAGAUGGAAAAUGGUUUCAGGUUGUACGCGUAACUCAGUUGCUGAGUAGUCCUACUACUACUUAUACAACUUUUCAAUUUAGAGACACCAAUCUCAAUGAGCUUCUGCAGAACCAAAAUUGCGAAGCUUUCAGAAACAGUUAUACUCUUCCUCAUCACACCUUUCCCUUUGCUUCGUUUAGUAUGCAAUACACCACAACUGUGUACAGGUGCAACCGCAACCACCACGUUACUCUUCCCCCUCGCAUGUCUAUUUAUACAAACUGCUCUGAUUACAAUAUCUACUACGGUUUAUUCCCUAUGGGUGAUGAUGCGUCUCUGAGAUCUUUGAGAGGAUGUACAAAGGUCCAGCUUCCAGUUAAAGACGUGCCUGACGCUAAAAACCCAUUCACAUUCAUAACUUCACUUAUCACCACUCGAGUAAACUUUGCUAAAUAAUGUGCAGAUUGCCACUAUCGCCUAGGAGGGCAGUGUCAACUUGACAACAAAUACAGAUUUUGUUGUAUGAAUGGUAUACUUCAACAAAACCCCGGAAACACAAGCAACCAUGAAUGCGAUGCAAUAAUACUUGUUGCUUUUAUCUGCUUUUCACAUCAUAGGUAUUAGGUUCUUAAAUGUUUCCUUCAGAAUUGUGGAACAUUCUCUACUUUUCUGUCGAAUGCAUCAAGCCCACUUCCUCUCCUAUAUCAUAAACAGCUUAAGAGAAGUGACGUAGAUGUUCACUACACUUGGAUGUCAAGAUCUGAGUUGCUUUGAUAAAUUCUCUAUUGUCUAAUAUUAUUAAUUAGUCAUUACUGCAACAUUCACAAUUGGCAUGUCAUAUUUUUCUCUGAAUAACUUAAUCUUAACACUUCUAACGUGUGUUGUUUGCAUCGUUUCUUCUAU